This is a messenger RNA of Archocentrus centrarchus (flier cichlid), 2494 nucleotides long. It is a transcript of the gene grk1a, whose product is annotated as G protein-coupled receptor kinase 1 a. Gene Ontology annotation, biological process: visual perception; signal transduction; regulation of opsin-mediated signaling pathway. The record is from RefSeq and is a predicted model, not a curated record. The transcript has 7 exons. Bases 244 to 1935 code for a protein of 563 amino acids. Lineage: Eukaryota; Metazoa; Chordata; Actinopteri; Cichliformes; Cichlidae. Gene Ontology annotation, cellular component: cytoplasm. Gene Ontology annotation, molecular function: ATP binding; rhodopsin kinase activity.
GGGAAGUCACUUUGUAGCUGUGCAGUGAGCAGAUGCUCACGUGUGACACGCGCUGCUUCUGAAUCACUUCAGAUCACUCACAUCUCUACAACUUUCUUCUGCAUUUUGCAAUUUCCACAUCUUGGUUCUCAUUUCCAGACCUUCACCUCCACUUCUGCUUCACUGUGACACCGUUUUUUUUUUUUGUAUCUUUUGCUGCAUCUCUUUAUCCUUCCCUCUUCUUCUCUUAUCCACCGUGUCACCAUGGAUAUUGGAGGCUUGACAACAGUUGUGGCAAACUCUGCCUACAUCUCAGCCCGUGGAAGCUUUGAUGGCACUGCCAACCCCGCAGCCAACCGAGACAAGAAGUACCACUCCCGCUUGAAGCUGCCGCACAUCACAGUGUGCGAGGGUCUGCGGGAGACUUUAGAUCUGGGCUUCCAGACGGUCUGUGUGGAGCAGCCCAUCGGCAAACGUCUUUUUCAGGAGUUUCUAGAGUCCAACAAUGAGUAUAAAGGCCCCUGCCGUCUGUGGAAAGACAUCGAGGAGUACAAUAACGCUGAGGAUGAAGAUAGAGUCAACAAAGCGAGCAAGAUCAUAUCGCGUUAUAUGGAGCCUGAUGCUAAGUAUUACUGCCCCUUUCUGCCAGAAAAUGGCAUCACAAAGGUCAAAGAAAAACACCAACAGGCUUCUGAGGAUCUUUUCAAUGAGACCACGGACAAUGUGAUGGACUUCCUCAAGGAAGUGCCCUACACCUUCUUCUUGGAAAGUAUGUACCUGAAGAGGUUUCUGCAGUGGAAGUGGCUGGAGAUGCAGCCCAUGGGAGAUGAUUGGUUCUUGGAUUUUCGUGUACUGGGGAAAGGAGGUUUUGGGGAAGUGUUUGCCUGUCAGAUGAAGGGGACGGGGAAACUGUACGCCUGCAAAAAGCUCAACAAAAAGAGGCUGAAGAAGAGAAAAGGCUAUGAGGGUGCAAUAGUGGAGAAAAGGAUUCUGGCUCGAGUUCACAGCAGGUUCAUCGUCUCUUUGGCGUACGCCUUCCAGACAAAAACAGAGCUGUGUCUGGUCAUGACCAUCAUGAACGGCGGAGACCUGAGGUACCACAUCUAUAAUGUGGAUGAGAACAACCCAGGGUUUGAAGAGCCACGGGCCUGCUACUAUGCUGCUCAGAUCAUCCAGGGCCUGGAGCACCUCCACCAGAAGAGGAUCAUCUACAGAGACCUCAAACCAGAGAACGUGCUGCUGGAUAAUCAAGGUAACGUCCGUAUCUCUGACCUUGGUCUGGCUGUGGAGCUGGCUGAUGAUCAGUUUAAAAUCAAGGGCUACGCUGGGACUCCAGGUUUCAUGGCUCCAGAGCUGCUGAAAGGUGAGGAAUAUGAUUACUCAGUGGAUUAUUUCACUUUGGGAGUCACUCUGUAUGAGUUUCUGGCUGCUAAGGGACCCUUCAGGACCCGAGGAGAGAAGGUGGAGAACAAGGUGGUGAAGAAGCGGAUUUUGAAUGAUCUUGUAACUUAUCCUGAGAAAUUUAGUGAAAAUGCCCGGUCCAUCUGUGAGGGCCUGCUGUGCAAAGAGGUCGACAAGAGGCUUGGCUUCAAGAAUGGGUCAUGUGAUGAGCUGAGAGCGCACCCUUUCUUUAGUGAGAUUACCUGGAGGAAACUGAAUGCAGGGAUCCUUACGCCUCCUUUUGUCCCGGACUCCAAGACAGUUUAUGCCAAGGACCUCGACAAUGUCGGGGCCUUCUCCACAGUAAAAGGUGUGCAGCUGGAAGACAAGGACAAGGAGUUUUUCGAUGAGUUUGCCUCAGGGAACAUCCCCAUCCCCUGGCAGGAGGAGAUGAUCGAGACCGGGAUCUACAGCGAGCUCACACUCUGGGGCCCGGGUGGCACUUUGCCCAACGACCUGCGCCGUGAGUCCAUCCUGGAGCAGCCACCCAAGUCCUCCACCUGCACCGUGUCAUAAGACUUUAAAAUGACAUGAACUUUUUUUCUCAAGCACUUUUUGUACAGGUGGUCAGUACAGGUUAGUGGUCAAUUUGAUGAUAAAGUUAUUUUUUCACAAUAAAGUUGUACUAGCAGUGCAGCUCUAAACAAUAAUCAGAUAUUUACAGUAUUAUGUACAUUUGUUGCUGUAAUGUUCAAAGCUUCAUAGUUAAUUUAUUUCAUUUUUAAAACAUGUAUCAAAAGCUUUUACUGUCAAAUCUGCUGAGUGAUUGUGUACGGGUGCUGUUUAUCUUUAGUGCACGUUUGUCUGGUUAUCUAAUGGUUUCUAACAUUUUGACUCCUCAUUGACUUUUACAGGAAUGAUUGAUUACUUAGUGCAAAAAAAAAUUUUUUUUAUUAUUUUGCUUUUAUUUGUCUGCCUAGUGAGCGCACAGCUUUCUUUGCAAGUGUUCAAACUCUCUGAAAUGUAACUUAAUUAAAAUGUGACAACUUUUCUGCUUCUCCAACAUUUUUACACAUAUUAUUCAUUGCUGUAGAGAAAUUUAUUAAUUUAAAUAAAUAUUUUGAUAUUAAAAUCA